Messenger RNA from Cajanus cajan (pigeon pea), 2311 nucleotides. Its product is annotated as protein LATERAL ROOT PRIMORDIUM 1. Lineage: Eukaryota; Viridiplantae; Streptophyta; Magnoliopsida; Fabales; Fabaceae. Gene Ontology annotation, molecular function: DNA-binding transcription factor activity; DNA binding. Gene Ontology annotation, biological process: positive regulation of DNA-templated transcription. Gene Ontology annotation, cellular component: nucleus. The record is from RefSeq and is a predicted model, not a curated record.
CUUUAAAUAUCUUUUCUUCUAUGCUCUCUUCUACUAUACACACUUAUACCAAAGUGAUUAUUGGAGAGAGAGAGAGAAAAAACACACGGUGAGAAAAGGUUAGGGAGAAACCCACCUUCAUUCAGCUUCCUUUCUAGCUACUUAGGGAGAAAGUGCGAGCUAGAGAGAAAGUGAAGCUCUAGUUUUUCUUCUGAAUGAAGAAAAGAUAAAGAUGGUGAGUGAGAGAGAAAUUAAGGGUCAGCAAGAACUGAAAAAAACACAAACAUAGGUCGUUAUUGCAUUUUUCUGAUCUUCUCAUCCACUGCUCACUGCCCCUCUGAACCAUUCAGAACCUCAUUCUUCCUUUCUCUUCAACCAACCUUUUCUUCCUUCAAACACCGCAGUAACAGUAACAGAAGAUAAAUCAGCAGAAGCAGACACACACACACACCCUAGUGCUAAAAGUAACACCUCUCCACCCUCACCCUCUUUCAUAAAUCUCACUCUUCUUUAUUUCUCUCUGAUACACUUGCAGAGACCCCACUUUAAGCAAGUAAUCCCCACGCAUCUAGAUUUCCCUUCCAAACCCCCCAGAAGAUCCAACAACCUUUUCUUCUCAGUCUGACAAUCAUAACCACCCUCUUAGUUCUUAACACUAAAAUAUCCAUGUCUUCUUGUUACAGUUGUUAGUUAUUAUAUGUAACACAACUCAACACCACAUGUAUAUUUUAUAUUACUAUAUUUGAUGCAUCAAAAGGGUUGAGAAUUAUUUUGUUUUGUUUAAGAUUAUUAUUUUAUAUAACUGAGUUGAGUUGAUUUAUAUCGGGUUUAUGUGAUUCGAACAAGAUUAUCUUAUUUGCCACGAACAAGAUUGUCUUAAAAGAAAAAAUACAUUUAGUUGUGGCUACUACAAGGAGAUUCCCUUCAGAUUCCGGUGCCUUCGCCGACUGGACAGCCACUCCCUCUGCCGUCUCGGGGCGUGCCGCCGAGGAUCUGUCACUCGGGUUCAAUGCCUCCUCCGCCGCGGCUCACGGCGGCGCAGCCAUGUGGCCGGGGGCGUCGAGGUCAUUCAACUACAACCUGGCACCUCACCACGACAUCUACGUGGUGGCGCCGGCUUCCUCGUUCCACCACCACAACGACGCCGUUUUGUCGGAUCCGAACAACGGCAGCGGCACGAACUCCACUGCACUCGGCGUGAACGUGUUCCCCCUCCUAAGCGCGGCGGCGCCGUGCCUGGAGAGCGAGGGCAUAAUGGGAAACAGCGUCAGCAGCAACCACCGCAACAGAAUUCAGCUAUGGCAAGGGCAAGGGCAAGGGCACGGGUCCCCGGGUCACGAGGGCAUAAUGGGAAACAACAACCACAACCACCACCACCACCACCACCGUAACAGAAUUCAGUUAUGGCAAGAUCAGGAGUCUCCGCCGCCGCAGCAGCAACAGCACGUGGAACACGAGGCGAGUGGGAGUGCGGGGAGCACGUGCCAGGACUGCGGGAACCAGGCGAAGAAGGAUUGCAGUCACAGGAGGUGCAGGACGUGCUGCAAGAGUAGGGGUUUCGAUUGCGCUACGCACGUGAAGAGCACGUGGGUGCCUGCUGCGCGCCGGAGGGAGCGCCAGCUCAUGGCCGUCACGGCGGCGGUUGGCUCCACUGGCUCCACCUCCGGCGCCAAGAAAGCCAGGAUUGUUGCUUCUCAGACCACCACCACUUCGCAUACUUCCACCUCUAAUAACACCACUCCUCCUAGGAGUUUCGACACGGGUUCUAGCCACCAAGAUGUGGGUUUCAAGGAGUCACUACCCUGUCAAGUGCGUGCACCGGCGGUGUUCAAGUGUGUUCGUGUGACGGCAGUGGAUGAUGGGGAAGACGAGUAUGCGUAUCAGGCUGUUGUGAAGAUUGGUGGCCAUGUCUUCAAAGGGUUUCUUUAUGAUCAAGGGACUGAGGCUGAGGAUAAAGAGGGGUAUCCUAAUAUAUCUGAACUGCAUUUGGGUGGAAAUGUUGCAACUGCAAGUGAUGGUGGUGGUGGGAGAAAUGGUUCUCCAAUGCUGGAUCCUUCUGAGGUCUAUGCAGCUUCUGGUGGAGGGUUACUUGGAGGUUCUUCAAACUAUGGUAAUCCAAUAAAUUAAAUUGUUCUUUCCAAGUUCUACAUAGAUGAUGGGCUUGGAAAGCCUGACUUAUUGUAGGGUAAUUUUCUUGUUUUACCAAUAUUAUUGAGGUUUUGGGAGGGUUAAUUAGAGGGUUAUAAUUAAGUUGAAUUAAUAUUAAGAUUCUUCUAAGUUUGUAUCUUAUGACAUGUCACUCUGCAUUUUUCAACUCCUCGGUUUUUGUUCC